Molecule: messenger RNA, 1058 nt
Organism: Xylaria bambusicola
Lineage: Eukaryota; Fungi; Ascomycota; Sordariomycetes; Xylariales; Xylariaceae
Product: ribosomal protein L24e-domain-containing protein
Exons: 6
Coding region: 150-752 (200 amino acids)
Biological process (GO): ribosomal large subunit biogenesis
Cellular component (GO): nucleolus
Source: RefSeq, a predicted model, not a curated record
GAGCAAGCUUCGACUUCACCCCACCGCCCAGUGCUUUUGCAGAACUGCCACAUCCAAGACGCUCGGGUUCUACCUUGGGCUCGAAACCACCGUUCUUUUCUUGACCGACGCGACCGAGACUUUGUUGGCAGAGAGCCUGUUCUAUCAAGAUGAGGGUUGAAACCUGCUACUUCUGCUCGCGGCCCGCCUAUCCAGGGAAGGGUAUGCAGUUUGUUAGGAACGAUGGAAAGGCGUUUCGGUUUUGCAGGUCAAAAUGUCAUAAGAACUUCAAGAUGAAGAGAAACCCGAGAAAGCUGGGUUGGACAAAGGCCUACAGAAAGGCAGCGGGCAAGGAAAUGACUGUGGAUUCCACUCUACAAUUCGCCCAGCGACGAAACGUUCCCGUCCGCUACGACAGGACGCUUUGGGAGAAGACUAUGCAAGCCAUGGAACGCAUUCAAGAGAUCAGACAAAAGCGAGAACGCGUUCAUUACAAGCGAAGGAUGGCAGGCAAGCGUGCCCGCGAACUUGCUGCCGACAAGAAGCUUGUGGAGUCUCACAGCCACCUGCUCCCUCGGAUGCGUGGAAGCGAGCGGAGACGUCUAUUGGAACAAGGAGUGGCUCCCGAAGAGAUCGACCAAAUGGAAGAGACACUUCCUACCGAGACAGCCAAGGUGCAAGGCAAGGAGAAGCAACGCCAGAGAUUGCGGGUCGAUGGUGGAGUGGAGUUUGUGGGAGAGGGAGACAAUGGUAUGGAUAUGGACUCGGAAUAAGCCUGCAGUUGUCGCUGUUCAUUGGACUUGAUCACAUUUGGGCAAGAUAUCACGGCGUUAUACGUUUUAAUUGCGGCAUAUCAUGGCGUUUUAUGGGGUACUAAACAAUUGCUGAGAAAAAAACAUACCUUGCUGGUUUGAGUCAGCCAAGAAUAUAUUGAUAAUGGAAUGAGUAUAAUCUUGUGUGGUAGCCAUGUUCAUUCUCGCACAAUUAUGUUUCUGCGCCAAGAGCUAUAUCGUAUCUAGAGAUGGUGUAAACUCCUCGUUGGUAUUAUAUAACUACGUCCAGACGAAUGAAUUACUUGC